This is a messenger RNA of Mus caroli (Ryukyu mouse), 3769 nucleotides long. RefSeq names its product zinc finger protein 39-like. The record is from RefSeq and is a predicted model, not a curated record. Gene Ontology annotation, biological process: regulation of transcription by RNA polymerase II. Gene Ontology annotation, molecular function: DNA-binding transcription factor activity, RNA polymerase II-specific; RNA polymerase II cis-regulatory region sequence-specific DNA binding. NCBI's taxonomy places the organism in Eukaryota, Metazoa, Chordata, Mammalia, Rodentia, Muridae.
UCCUUUGUCUGGGAGCCGCCAUCUUGGGCUCGGUGUUCCUGCCCAGGAGCCUCCUGCGCAGCUUUGUUGGCGUAGUGACGCUGUGGGUGCUGGACGAUGGUGGGAGGACACCAGCGUCUCCCAGAAGUGGACUUGAUCCCUGCUAUCUGAAUGGAGGACCACAGUAGGCCACUGGAGGAGGAGAAUCAAGAUGUUCCAGUUGACAGUCAGGUGACCCUCUGAAGCUCAUCUGCCUCUUCAACCAUCAGGUCUAGGUGGCUGUGCUGUAGACUCUGUUGCCCUGUGACGUGCUGGUGCGGGGAGUUCCAUAGGGAGGACGCUCGAUGUCCUGGAAGCCAGAAAUGGGGUUGGUGUCAUUUGAGGAUAUAGCUGUGGAAUUCACCUGGCAGGAAUGGCAGGACCUGAAUGAAGGUCAGAGAACUCUCUACAGGGAUGUGAUGCUGGAGAACUACAGCAACUUGCUGUUCUUGGGGCACUGCAAGACCAAACCUGAGCUGAUCUUCAAUUUGGAGCAAAGACUUGGGUCAUGGAUUGUAGAAGCCUCACACCAGUGUGUCCCAGAUUUCCAGAAUAUGAGUACCCUGAAUAAGACCAGUCCAGAUACCAAAGCAAGACAUGUGUGGCAAGUUGCCCCCAACAGUGAUACACCAAAGGAGUUGGCUGGAAUAGGGAAUACUUGCAGUGUGAGCACAAACCGUAUUUCAAAUCAGACUGUAAAGAAUGAGAACUCACUAGGAAUGAGUCCUAGAAAGUUUAUUCUGUGGAAGGACGUGUAUCUCCAUACUGAUGCUGAUGAGAUAGAAGUUGGAGAAGAACCUGAUGAUCUUAAUGGAACUGCAAAAUCUGUCAAACACCCUGAGCAUGUUAGUCUAUACAAGUUUCAAAAUUCACAGAGUUACUUUCAAAGUCUGAUACCAGGGAAAUCCUUCAGCACAAAAGCAGUAUUACUUACUCAUAAGUUCAGUGAAUAUGCAAAAUCCUUAGGUGAUCCAGCAUUUAUUGACAAAGAGAUGGCUCAGAUAAGGGUGAAAUCUUUUGAAUGUAAUGUAUCAGAGAGAAACUGUAGCAAGUCUGACCUUAAUGAAAAUGAGCCCAUGCACAUGGGAGAGAAGCAUUACAAAUGCAGUGACUUUGAGAGCCCUUUUAUUAUUGAAUCAUACCUUCCAAAACAUAAGGGGCAGCAUGAAAAAUUCUUUAUCCAGAAGGAAUAUGAGUUUUCUCAGCAGUCAGACGUGAGUCUUCAUCAGAAAAUCCGCAGAGGGAAAAAAACCUAUGAAUGUAAAAUAUGUGGCAAGUGCUUUUAUUGGAAAACCAGCUUCAAUAGACAUCAGAGCACUCACACUGGUGAGAAGCCCUAUGAAUGUACAGAAUGUAGUAAAGCUUUCUGCCAGAAGUCACACCUCACUCAGCAUCAGAGAGUUCAUACAGGUGAGAGACCAUAUAUAUGUUUUGAAUGCAGGAAAGCUUUCUAUCGUAAAUCAGAGCUUACUGACCAUCAGAGAAUUCAUACAGGUGAGAAGCCAUAUGAAUGUAAGGAAUGUGGGAAAGCUUUUUGCCAAAAGCCCCAACUUACUCUACAUCAGAGAAUUCAUACAGGUGAGAAGCCCUAUGAGUGUGCAGAAUGUGGGAAAGCCUUCUCCACCAAGUCCUAUUUAACUGUCCAUCAGAGAACUCACACGGGUGAGAAACCUUACGAAUGUACAGUAUGUAGGAAGUCAUUUAUCUGUAAGUCAAGUUUCAGUCAUCAUUGGAGAACUCAUACAGGUGAGAAACCUUACGAAUGUAAGCAGUGUAUGAAGACCUUCUACCGUAAGUCAGGCCUGACUCGACACCAGAGAACUCACACAGGUGACAAACGCUAUGAAUGUCAAUUAUGUCAGAAAGCUUUUUACUGCACUUCACACCUCAUUGUACAUCAGCGAACUCAUACAGGUGAGAAACCGUAUGAAUGUAAGGAGUGUAGGAAAGCUUUCUAUGAUAAGUCAAACCUGAAGCGGCAUCAGAAGAUUCACACUAUGAAGAAAGCCUCUGAGACUCGCAAACAGUCCAACAACUUUUUUCUGAGUGAUGCUGCUCCACAUCAGACAAUGUAUUAUGAAUAUGAAGAGUGCAAGAAAGCUUUCCACCAGAAAACAAACUUUACUUAAACAUUCUUCUUACAGGUAAGGGGACCCUGUGAUUGGAAAACACUUAUCCAAAAGUCAGAUCUUACUGUACAUUGGACCACUUAUACAAGGGAUUAAACCAAAUGAAUAAACAGUGAAGGAAAACCUUGAUCUUUGUUUGUUUAUCAAAGAACUCACAAUUGACUGUGGCAGAUAAUUUAGCCGGGUACAUUAACCCAAGAUAAGACAGAUGUUUAUGGUAGAGGAUCACUUGCACUCAGGCAAUAGAGGAAGACACCGUGGUUUAAGAACAAAUAGGGCAAAGUUUUCUACUUGAGGUUCUCCUGACUACCAGAACCCAGUGGCGUGAAACCAGCGAAAGUGAGGAGUGCCCCAAACUCUGAAGAGAACUUGGAACUCAUUGUUGGGUGUUUGGGGACAUGCCUAUAAUCUUAAUACUCGGCAGGGGGAAGAAAGAGGUGAGGAGUUGUAGUCUAACCUUUGCUACAGAGCAAUUCAAACCUAGCCUGGGGUACAUGAGGACUUUUUUUUUUAAGAUGAUUAAAAGUAAGAAUCUGACAAUCUGAACUUCACAAACCAUAUAAAGGGGACAAAGGACAAUACAAAUCGGGUUAAAUGUUGCUAUACCUCACUUCCAUUUGAAUCAAAGAUGCUAUAAGAGUCCUAUUUGUGUGAAUUAUGUGGAAACGUGUGGAACUUCGUGGAAAUUACGUGACCCUGAGCAUCACUCAUAAGAGUCCACUUGAAUUUAGGCAGUUAGGGUUGUGGAUGUAGCUCAGUGACAGAGUGUUUGGCUGCUAUUAUUGUAACCUGUCUUUGAUAUAAAUUACACAUAUUAUGGCCUUAAAGGCUUUAUCUGUGCAUGCACUCCACAGCACAUAAUCAAGGUCAGAGGACAAAUCGCAAGGUCAGUUCUCUUCUACCUGGUGGGUUCUUAGUGUCAAACACAGGCUAUCAGGCUUGGCAGAAACCAUCUUUACUCUCUGAGCCAUCUCUCCUGCCUUUGUAUUUUAUUCUUAACAACUGUUGUAAGUUACAAGUAAUUCUGGAGAUAUUUUCAGCUAGUCCAGAAUGCUUUCCUGGGAAGGACAGGAAGAACAUUUCUUUUUAUCACCCUUUUUUUUUUUUUUUUUAGUCUCCCUAACUUCAGUUUGCAGAUCAGGUCUUGGCACAAAUGCCUUGGCUAAUAGCAAAGUCCUCCUUAUCUUGCCUUAGCUUUGUGAAUGCUUAGAUUAAAUGUAUGUGCUACUAUGCCCACCCAUACAAUUUUAAGGCAUAAAAAAAAUUAAUGAAAAUUUCUGGAGUUACUGGAUGCUAUGUUCAUGUUCUAAAUACCCCAUCAGUGUGUCACAAAAAAAAAAAAAUGAGCAAAUGAAAGAUUUGAUUUUACAGCUCAGUGAAGGGAUGGCAAAUCUCUUGACAUCAAGAGAAAUGAUGGUAAUGUGAAAUUUCAAAAUUUAUUGCAUCAGGUCCCUGCAUCUUGGCCAUCACAGACAAGCAGAAGUUGGGGAAGCUGAAAAAGAAUGAACGGUGAAAUACAACAUACUCUCAUUUGGACUGUAUUAAAAUCCUAAAAUGUAAAAGUAUUCUGAUCAUAUUAUUUGAGUGUUAAUUGGAAAUAAUAAAUGAUUUAAAAAAUAUUA